Molecule: messenger RNA, 1118 nt
Organism: Aegilops tauschii subsp. strangulata
Lineage: Eukaryota; Viridiplantae; Streptophyta; Magnoliopsida; Poales; Poaceae
Product: ADP-ribosylation factor
Molecular function (GO): GTP binding; GTPase activity
Source: RefSeq, a predicted model, not a curated record
GGCCCAGAUUAUUCCUUGGGAAUCCGCUACCACCCCCAACGCCAGUGAGCUCAGCAUCUCCACCUCCUCGUCCUCCUCCCCCGUCGUCUCCGGCUCCGACUUCGACGAGAGGAAGGCAGGCAGGCAGGCAGGGGCGGGCCCGAUCGAUCCUUCCCCGAACCUCACACACGCCGCAGAAACUUCCAGAAGCCGGUCCGUUCCCAUCCUCUUCGGCGGCCGACCAGCCGGCCAGAUUCCCCUGAUCCAGGGAGGGAGGGAGAUGGGCCAGGCCUUUCGCAAGCUCUUCGAUGCCUUCUUCGGCAACAAGGAGAUGCGGGUGGUGAUGCUUGGGUUGGAUGCAGCCGGUAAAACCACCAUACUCUACAAGCUACACAUUGGCGAAGUACUCUCCACCGUCCCCACUAUUGGUUUCAAUGUUGAGAAGGUUCAGUACAAGAAUGUAGUGUUCACUGUGUGGGAUGUGGGCGGCCAGGAGAAAUUGAGGCCCUUGUGGAGGCACUACUUCAACAACACGGAUGCUCUGAUCUAUGUGGUCGAUUCCCUCGACAGGGAUAGAAUUGGAAGAGCCAGGGCUGAAUUUCAGGCCAUAAUCAAUGACCCAUUUAUGCUCAACAGUGUAUUAUUGGUGUUUGCUAACAAGCAAGACAUGAGGGGAGCAAUGACCCCGAUGGAAGUAUGCGAGGGUCUUGGUCUGUAUGACCUGAACAACCGCAUCUGGCACAUCCAAGGCACAUGUGCUCUUAAAGGCGAUGGCCUGUACGAAGGCUUGGACUGGCUAGCGACGACUCUGGAUGAAAUGCGAGCUACAGGGCGGUUAGCUUCGACAUCGGCGUAACGAGUAACAGGGAUGGAUCGUCUGUGUUUCUUGGCACCUCAUUUUUUUCUUUUUGUGUCUGCCCUGUGGCCGCCUUUUGAUGUGGUCAACAGAUUUGUUGUAGUAUGAAUGAUUCGCAAGAGGAGAUGCGUUUCUGAAGAGGGGGUGCUCCUCCUAGUUAGAAGCGCAUAUCUAUUCUGUUCUACUCUAGGACUGUGGAAUGUAAAUACUGAUGUUUUCUACUGAUGGCAUGACACGCUCAAUAUUUGUGGUUUAGUCUGAAGAAAUCACAGUAUUUACUCUA